Molecule: messenger RNA, 1920 nt
Organism: Jatropha curcas
Lineage: Eukaryota; Viridiplantae; Streptophyta; Magnoliopsida; Malpighiales; Euphorbiaceae
Product: Pleckstrin homology (PH) domain superfamily protein
Biological process (GO): intracellular transport
Source: RefSeq, a predicted model, not a curated record
CAUCCGGCAGUCCCAAUUGAAAGUUUGUUCCCCACCUGAUCGGACGGCCGAAAUCAAUUCCAAUUCUAAUUAAAUUAAAUUAUUUCUAAAUUUAAAAAAAAAAAGUUUCUACUUUCGUUAGCAUUAUUAGCCCGAGCCAAAAGCCAAACAAAUUUUUCGAAAGGUGAAAUCCUAAAAUUUUUAGCACUGUCUGGCGUCUGCAACUUUUCGAAAAGGAAAAUAUCAUGAAAGAAGCGAAACGUUUCGCCGUCUCUGAUUCGGCGCCGGGAACCAACGACACGGCCUUCAGGAAUAAAAGAAUAAUGGCAGGAUCCUCUUUUGAUGUUCAUAGGGCAGAACCAUCUCAACAGCAGUCAACUGCGAUGCCAGUGUUGGAUGUGCACCGGGCUGAAUCUUCUCGACAGCAUGUGAGAGCUCUCAACACUCAAUUUGCCAGCUGGGUGCAAGCUCAACUGAAGAAUCACCCUGAUGAACUUUGGGAAGAUGGGAUUCGAGACUACUUGGCUCAUGCUUCAAACAUUAUGGAGAAGUUCAGUGAUGUCGUGAACUGGCUCAAAGCAAAUGCUUCAAAAGGAGGACCUCCUGCUGAUUCUCUUGCUACUGAAAAGAAGCUAGUGCCUGAAACAAAGAACAAUGAAAGUAAGUUAUUUCUAGGGAAAACUGGUUUGGUUCCACCGACCUCAAAUACAAGCACUAAAAUGUCAUGGAGCUCUGGUGUAUUCUCCAACAAUCAAAGUUCUGGAGGAUUAUUAUCUAAUAGCCAAAGUUCUGGUAUGUUUUCCAACAAUCAAAGCAGUGGCUUCUUUUCCAAUAGUCAAAGCACAGGCUUAUUCACCAAGAACCAGAGUUCUAGUUUCAGUCAAAGCACUGGCUCAUUCUCGAAGAGUGAGCUUUCUGGAUUAUUCUCUAACAGUCAGACUUCAGCAGCAUCUUCUCCUAAUCAAAGUUCUGGAUUGUCCUCCAACAGUCAAAACACCGCCUUAUUCUCCAAGAGCCAUAAUACUGGAUUGUUCUCCAAUAGUCAGAACUCCAUAGUUUCUUCUGUUAACCAAAGUUCUGGGUUGUUCUCUAAUAGUCAGAGCGCUGGAGUUGCUUUUACUAAUCAAAGCUCUGGUUUGUUCCCCAACAGUCAGAGCUCUGGAGUUUCUUCGGCUAAUCAAAGCUCUGGAAUGGUUUCCAGCAACCAAAGUGCACCUGUGUUUUUCAAAACUCCAACCCCUUUUGUUUUUGGCCAAAACUCUGCUUCUGCAAAUCAUAACACUUCAGACGAUGUCGAUGAUGAAAAUGAACCAGAGCAACCUGGCAGCCCAUCAAUCAAGAAGUCUGAAGAGAAGGGUAUUGUUGUAGUCCAUGAAGUCAAGUGCAAGCUGUAUGUUAAGUCAAGUGAUCCUGCGGAUAAAGAUACAUGGAAAGACAAAGGUACAGGCCAGCUUUCUAUCAAAUGCAAAGAGGAUGCCACCAAGGGUACAAAAGAAUCAAAACCAACAAUAAUUGUUCGAAAUGAUGCAGGAAGAGUGUUACUAAAUGCUUUGCUAUAUCCAGGAAUCAAGACAAAUUCACAAAAAAAUUCCAUCGUUGCGAUAUUUCAUACUGCGGGAGAUGAUGGUGGCAAUAAUGAUAAUGUCGUGGCACGAACCUUCUUGAUUAGGAUGAAAACAGAGGAGGAUCGGAGUAAGUUAGCAACAGCAAUACAAGAGUAUGCUCCUGCUCAUGAAAGUAAAUGUACUAUGUAAUUCUUAAAUUUUGCAGUGAUCAGCUUGUUAGGAACUAGGCUACAAGAGGAGCCAAAAAUAACUGGGUCAAUUUUCAUGAUUUGGACCCUGUGAAUCAGUUGUAUUUAAAUUACAUGUACCAUGAGAAGGGAAAAAAAUGUUGACGUCUUUACUCCAAUCUUAAAAUAACUCAUGUUUUCACGUGCAA